GCCGCGGGUAGGUCGGCAGCGGGUAACGUGACAUCCGCGGCUCGGGGUUUAUAAACCUUACCCGGGGCGCGGGCCGGCGGCGCGCAGCCGGCAGGGAGGCGGCGGAGCGGCGCAGCUUCCCCCAGCCCAUCCUACCCCGAGGACUCCGGAGAAGCCAAUGCCCAGGCUGGAGAGCUGCGCCUGGAGCUGUUCCUGCACUGCCCGGGGGAGGCACAGGAGCCAGCUGGGGGACACGGCGGCGGGGCUGGCCGCCAAGGUGGGCGAGAUGCUGAGCUCCUCGGUGUCCAGCCCCCCGCUGGCGCUGGUGGGGCGCGGAGCUCGCAGCCCCAGCACCUCCAGCGCCAGCAGCAGCGCCAGCAGCACCGGCAGCACCUUGAACUGGAGUCAGCACCUGGUGCAGCGGAGCGUGGUGCUCUUCGUCGUGGGUGCUUUCAUGGCCCUGGUGCUGAACUUGCUGCAGAUCCAGCGGAAUGUGACUUUGUUCCCCGACGAAGUGAUUUCCACUCUCUUCUCCUCCGCCUGGUGGGUGCCCCCGUGCUGCGGCACAGCAGCAGCUGUGGUUGGCCUGCUGUACCCCUGCAUCGACAGCCACCUCGGGGAGCCCCACAAGUUCAAGCGGGAGUGGGCCAGCGUCAUGCGCUGCAUCGCCGUCUUCGUGGGCAUCAACCACGCCAGUGCUAAACUAGACUUUGCAAACAACAUCCAGCUGUCCCUGACUCUGGCAGCCUUGUCACUGGGGCUUUGGUGGACAUUUGAUCGUUCAAGAAGUGGUCUCGGACUUGGAAUAACAAUAGCCUUUGUAGCAACACUGAUAACCCAGUUUCUUGUAUAUAAUGGUGUUUAUCAGUAUACAUCCCCAGAUUUCCUUUACAUUCGUUCUUGGCUUCCAUGUAUAUUUUUCUCAGGAGGUGUGACUGUAGGAAACAUAGGACGCCAGCUGGCUAUGGGUAUUCCAGAGAAACCACACAAUGACUAAGCCUUUGAAGAAGAACACCUGGUGCCAGUGUGAAAGCAACUUUAUGAAGAUGUGUUCCUUUUAAAAACUGAAGAUUAUUUAGAAGAAAUAAUCUCUUUAUGGGCUCACUGCACAAAUGACUUGUGGGGAAAAAAAUUUAUCCACUCUUAGAAUAGCCAAGUGAAAUUAACUGCUUAUCUUGAAAUCUUACCCUGAUUUACCACAUAAGCAUUUGCAUAUGGCUGUUCUCUGGAAGA
Messenger RNA from Passer domesticus (house sparrow), 1212 nucleotides. RefSeq names its product insulin induced gene 1 (gene INSIG1). Gene Ontology annotation, biological process: cellular response to insulin stimulus; SREBP-SCAP complex retention in endoplasmic reticulum; cholesterol biosynthetic process. Gene Ontology annotation, cellular component: SREBP-SCAP-Insig complex; endoplasmic reticulum. The transcript has 6 exons. NCBI's taxonomy places the organism in Eukaryota, Metazoa, Chordata, Aves, Passeriformes, Passeridae. The coding region runs from base 158 to 976 and encodes 272 amino acids. The record is from RefSeq and is a predicted model, not a curated record.